AAUAUGAAAUAUGUUCAUCUUUGUGGUGCAAAGUCUGUGAAAAUCUAAGAUAGAUGAUGACCAUUAAUGUAAUGGUCAUUAGAACAUCUGUAAAACAAAGUAGUUUAAAGUCCCAGUGCUGUUGUACUCUAUAUCAGCACUCAUUGAAUGCCUCUUGUGCAAGAGUCUUGUGUUCAGAUUACUUGGUAGGAACUAACUGGCGCCUAACUAUUGAUUAGUCAGAGUAGCUCUCGAUAGUGUAACAUACCAGCUAUUUGAAUCCCUCACCCUUACAACAGUGAUUGACAGCAUAUCAGUCUUAAUCAUUGGGCACAGGGCAAACUAACUGGGUGAUUGCCCUAGACCAGCACGCAUAACACUUUCUAUUCCAGGCUAGCAACAAGUUUGGCUGUGAGCCAUCCUCAGACAUGGUACAGCUCAAUGCUAGCACUACUACUAGACUAGAGUGUAGCACAUAAUUUACAGCUGCAAUCAAAAUGAUUCAACCCCCAUUGCAAAUUAGGUUUAUUGGUAAAAUUUUUAAAGCUGUGUGCAAUAAUGAACAGUUUAAGUAAUUCAAUAAAACUACAUUAUUACAAGGGUUUGCUCCAAAUUCAUGACUACUGCAGUCUUAACCUGCAGCGUGUGGAGGGCAAGAUGGAUUCAAUAAAGUACAGGGUUCUCGCCAGCGCUUUAUAUGGUUGCGGCCCGCUACGCUAAAAUUUCAGACCGCAACGGCAAUUUCCCCCCCGUUACGUUAUUUUUAAUAUAGCGUAACGGCUGUUUUCAGUUUUCGUCACCAUCGUCAAAAGUUUUUUUUUUUUCCUGCGCACUUCAGCAGUUUUCAAGGUGUCAAAAUCAGCUGACGUUUGCUUGGUGCUGUCUUCCUACAAUGGUGUAGCCGACGUUUGAUGAACCUACACAUGCGUACUCUGCGCUGUUGAUUUUAGGUUGCUAGGAGACAGAUGCCUGGAAAUCAGUUCCCCGAGAGAAUGAGAGGGAAAAAAACGACAACUGAACUCCCGCUCGAUUCCCAGUGAUAGCUUUCUUUUGAGCUGGACUUUGAGCUGGACUUCGGUGAAUGUCAUAAUUAUAACAAUGAAUGACGGACCCCCUCGCAAAAAAAGAGACAUUCGUUCUUUCUUCAUGGUCAGAAAUGUAAGUGCACCAGUUAUACAUGCUUUCCAUCACGCUUGAAAACUUAACCAACACUUUGAUGAAUGGAAACGUCUACCUUGUAGGCAGGUUUAGCAAUGACAGGACGUAGGCCCUAUCGGAUGAUUUUUAGUGCUAAUUUAGGCUACUGGAUCCCACUGUGGCUGACAUUAACACACUAGUAAUCUGCCUGCAUGCCAUCCAUCAUUAUAUUUCUAUAAGGAGACAGACACAAGAGAGGUUGGAGCAGAUGAAGGAGGACAGGUCAUAGAAGGUAGUGGAAAGGAGAUAGGCGGAGAUAAACGAACAGAGGAUAGCGGAGGAGAACCCGCUGUUGGAGAUAGAGGAGGAGAUGGAGGAAGACAAGCAGAGGCUGGAAAUUCACAGGUGAGAAUGAGGUUAAUGAAAGAUAUUUUAGUCAUGGGAAUCAGCUCCAAUGUGGCAAACGUGAUCAAGCCCAGGGCGCAAAUGUGGCCAGGACCGGCGCUGAUCAAGCCCAUAUGGCUUUUAAUCGGAGAAUUAACAGUGGUUACAAUCAAAGUUACUCCCGUGUAAACAGAAGACGGCGAACCAAAAAAGGAGAAAAUCGGGAAUCGACCCGUUGUGGAAACAAGAAUUUCCCUGGAUGGAAGUGUCGUCGGAUGGAACCGGGAUGUUUUGCACCUACUGUCAAGACCAUCCGCCACCAAAGACAAGAGGUGUAAGUGUCUGGAUGGAUGUGCCAUGCACAACUAUCAUCAAGCACAGUCUGGUCAGGCAUGAGACCUUACAGGGUCACACGGAGGCCAAGGCCAGGUUUGACUCUGCCAAGGCUGCAGAGAGGACUGGUGGCAUCGCCCAGGCCAUGAAGAAGCAGGUGAAUCUGGAGAGGUCGGCAUUCUUGGCAGCAUUAAGGGCCAUGUAUUGGCUAACAACAAAUGAGAUCCCACACACCACUAACUUCUCCAGCCUUCUCGACAUGAUGAGAGGACUUGGGCUAUCUUAUCUUUCUCAUCUGAACAAGGCUGGAAAUGCACAUUAUACAUCAGAGGAGAUCAUGCAAGAGAUGGUGCAAGUUCUAUCUGAUGAGCCCAGACAGCACAUCUUCAAUUCGAUGAGAAAAAGCCGGUACUUUAGUCUUCUAAUCGACGAGACAACUGACAUCGCAGUUGCAAAGCAACUAAUUAUCUAUGGUCGAUACCUCACAGAGACACACGAGGUGAGAACGUCAUUCCUAGCCAUCCAAGACAUUGCUGAUGGCCAAGCAAUCACAAUUGUGGCUGCCAUCAAGGCGUUCCUGAGCUCUGCGGACUUGGACAUCAACAAGAUGGCAGGGUUUGGUUCGGAUGGUGCAGCUGUCAUGGUUGGCCGAAGAAAUGGAGUUGCUGCAAAACUAAGAGGUGACAACCAGAAAUUGGUUAACAUCCAUUGUAUAGCACACCGGCUGGCUCUGGCAUCUGCGCAGGCAGCAGAUGGAAUAACGUACCUCAUGAAAUUUAAGGACCUCAUAGGACAACUCUACAGAUUCUACGAAUUCUCCCCUGUGCGGACCGCUGGGCUUAAGAAUAUUCAGGAUGUCCUCAACUCCCGGGUGAAGUUGGUGCAGGCAAAGGAUGUGCGCUGGUUGUCACAUAACCAAGCAGUGAUUGCCCUGAAGAGGACAUAUGCGGCCGUGGUAACAAGCCUGGAGCACGAGGCAACGGAGAGGAACGAAGCCACGGCAAGGGGGCUGGCAACAUUCCUCACGACGUUCCAGUUCACCGCCACAUUACUCAUGCUAUGCGACUGUUUCAGAGAACUGAAGUUGACUUCACUCAUAUAGAUGCCAAUGUAACUGCCACCAUUGAGGCCUUGAGGACGCUGAAAUCAACACCUGGCAGCAACUUCAGGGACCUGGACCAGUUUUUGAAGGACAGCUCCACCGUUGCCAACAUCCGAUACA
This is a messenger RNA of Larimichthys crocea (large yellow croaker), 3055 nucleotides long. It is a transcript of the gene efhd1, whose product is annotated as EF-hand domain family, member D1. Gene Ontology annotation, molecular function: calcium ion binding. The coding region runs from base 1760 to 2935 and encodes 391 amino acids. NCBI's taxonomy places the organism in Eukaryota, Metazoa, Chordata, Actinopteri, Sciaenidae. The record is from RefSeq and is a predicted model, not a curated record. The transcript has 7 exons.